Messenger RNA from Chenopodium quinoa (quinoa), 678 nucleotides. RefSeq names its product fructose-bisphosphate aldolase 3, chloroplastic-like. Bases 1 to 678 code for a protein of 225 amino acids. Gene Ontology annotation, cellular component: cytosol. Gene Ontology annotation, molecular function: fructose-bisphosphate aldolase activity. Gene Ontology annotation, biological process: glycolytic process; fructose 1,6-bisphosphate metabolic process. The record is from RefSeq and is a predicted model, not a curated record. The transcript has 5 exons. Lineage: Eukaryota; Viridiplantae; Streptophyta; Magnoliopsida; Caryophyllales; Amaranthaceae.
AUGAGCUUGUUAGCACUGCUGUAUGUUGUCUAUGCUUUUAUCUCAUUUGUUGCUUGUUUUCUUAAGCUUGAUGGUUUGAAAUCUAUUGCUUCUCCUGCACGUGGCAUUCUUGCCAUUGAUGAAUCGAAUGCAACUUGUGGGAAGAGACUGGCAUCAAUUGGCUUAGAUAACACUGAGAACAAUCGUCAGAUGUAUAGGCAGCUCUUACUGACAACUCCUGGUCUUGGCGAACACAUUUCUAGUGUCAUUCUGUUUGAGGAAACACUCUACCAGUCUACAACGGAUGGCAAGAAAUUGUCGACUGCUUACUUGAUGAGAAUGUCGUGCCUGUCAUCAAGGUCGACAAGGUAUGACAGUUUGAACGUCUUCCACAUUCGAUUGUUACUUAUGUUGGUUCCUCUGCCAGGCUCAAACAAUGAAUCUUGGUGCCAAGGGUUAGAUGGCCUGGCUUCAAGGUCUGCUGAGUAUUAUAAUCAGGGUGCUCGAUUUGCAAAAUGGCGUAUUCCAUGUGAACCUUUUGCUUUGGCAGUUAAGGAAGCUGCUUGGGGAAUCGCUCGUUAUGAUGCUAUCUCUCAGGUUCAUACUAAGCUUUCUUUGCUUUAUGUUCCAUUCUCCAUGCUUCAGUUUGAGGUGGAAGUGGUGGUCUGGCUGCCACUAUGCUUCCUGAAUUCUGCUUAA